AUGGUCAGCUCAAACAGCUCCCCUCACCCGAAACCAGAAGCACACCCUUCGGUCGGGAUGUGUCGAAUAAAGGAGAAAGCUCGCCUGGUUGGCAGAGCCACCAAAGUUUUUGCACUGUCCAGCCAAGUCCUCGGAUUUUUAUCCCUACUCAGGGAUGUGGGAGAUCACGCGCGUACGGAGUACCUAAUCAGUUGGGUGGCUCAAGAUCAGUGGAUUCAGUUCUUUGAACCCUGGCUGAAGAAUUGCUUAGAACACCUCAUCAUACAUCCUACAUGCUCGUCAUCUGAUAUGGAAGUUGCACGGGAAACCGCAAUCCAAACGAUUCCUCAGUUCCUCAUCAACAUCGUGUACAACAGGUCUAUGCCCAGUCUCUUGAGCGAUAGUGCCCAUCGUGUCGUCCCCGACUUACGGGUCUUGAAACAGAUCCGAGAUCCUCUGAAAGAACUCAUCCUAAUCUCCUGGGAAAAGGUCGCUGAAGACAAACCUACUAUCCAAACCUGGGGGGCAUGGUCACACCUAGUCUUAUUGGUGAAGCCAGAAAUAGCGGAGCCCAACAGUACUGGCUGCACGCAAGCUAGGGCGUUCGUGGCUCUCGGCACCGAUUCUCACUCGAAAUUUGCAUCAGGACUCGAGCAGCUGGCUCGGGAAAUCCCCAGGAUGAGCUCUACCGACCUGACUAACGUCAGGGAUAUCUUUCUCAUCCUGGCUGGAAGAGCCUUCGCUGCGAGCUCACAAGGGUAUGACGUUAUACAAGGAAGCAUUCCCCCCCUCGUUCGUCUCAUCAGAAAGCUAUUACAUGGCCACAAGUCUUUCAAGGAACCAUAUGAUAUCGAGCUUGCGCUCGAGAUUGUAAAAGCUGUCACGUCCUGCUUGACUUCUUACAUUCAAGGCGUUGGGUGUGAAGGUGUCCGAGCUGUUGUAGACGCAGGGAUCCUGAAGACAUUUCUCGUGGCCCAUCCAUCGUUCACUAGUAGCACACUCUUUCAAUCCCUUUGGGCCAAUCUACUUGAUAAUAUCACUCAAUUCCUUGUUUAUCCAGAUGUUCUACGCCGGUUUUUACAAGCCAGGAGAAGAUUGGUAAAGUGUGGGUUGGACGAUGACACGGACACCGUUACCAAGCCCUGCACCCCCUGGGACUGGGCGAAGGUGAAAGCUUUUGGCGUCCAUCAGGUACGCCAUACAAUGAAAGCCGAAGGUACACUGCACAUUUGUGCAAAUCAUACAAAGUGUUUUACAGGAGAUUCUCCGAUAACUUUCAAGCGCUGUUCACGUUGCAAAAAGGUCAGCUACUGCUCUCGCGCUUGCCAAAAGUCGCACUGGAAUGCAAUCCAUCGAGAUGAAUGCCCGAAACUCCGCGAUGGGUUGUAUCUUACACUGGACAGCCGUCGCUUCUUGAGAUGCUUUGCUGCUAGCGCUCUCACACUGCAUAUGUCCACACUAACACAGCGCAUGGUCACCUACGCCUCUACCAUGGACCCCACAGUCAACGAAGAUCAUGAACGUAUUCGAAUGAGGACUGCGAACCCCUUCCUCUUCAUCAACCUUGACCUACCCAGGUUGCCUACAGAAGAGGAUUUUGAGGUCCUUAACGCGCGUGGCUUCGUAGAUCUGAUGGCGAAGAUUUUAGAAUCACAAAGCCUGCCCUUUCUUCAGGAUCUUGUAGCCGAAUGGCGCGAGACCACGAUUGAGGACGUAUUGGUCCUUGCAAGAUUUCCUUUGACACGGGAGUUGACACAGGAAGACACUGAUGCCUCCUUUGUGGGUUUCAUCUGGAGAUUGGAUGGCCACAUCAUAUUCUUGUAA
Molecule: messenger RNA, 1803 nt
Organism: Marasmius oreades (fairy-ring Marasmius)
Lineage: Eukaryota; Fungi; Basidiomycota; Agaricomycetes; Agaricales; Marasmiaceae
Exons: 4
Coding region: 1-1803 (600 amino acids)
Molecular function (GO): kinase activity
Source: RefSeq, a predicted model, not a curated record